Messenger RNA from Benincasa hispida (wax gourd), 1215 nucleotides. The record is from RefSeq and is a predicted model, not a curated record. Lineage: Eukaryota; Viridiplantae; Streptophyta; Magnoliopsida; Cucurbitales; Cucurbitaceae.
AUGACGCAGGUACUCGUCCUUCGCAGUGGGUGUCGGGUGGGCUUACCGGUUGUCAGCAACAGAGAGGAAAAUGAUGGGGGAUCAGUUUUGCUUGGUAAUAAUGGUGCUUGUGAUGUAAAAGGAAUUGGGUCAGUUCGAAUUGCAACAUGUGAUGGAAUGAUCGAAAUUCUUACAAAUGUAAGGUAUGUUCUAGAACUCAAACAAAAUCUAAUUUCUCUGGGCAAAUUAGAUAGAGCAGGUUAUUCCUAUAAAUCUGAGAAUGAAGUUUUGAAGGUUAUCAAGGAUUCUUUGGUUAAGCUAAAGAGGACCUUGAGGAAUGACCUUUAUGUAUUGGAGGAUUUGUGGGGUCCUACAAAGGUACCUUCUAUGGGGGGUUCGAGAUACUUCAUUUCGAUCAUUGAUGAUUUUUCAAGAAAGAUGUGGGUGUAUCCACUAAAACAGAAGGAUGAAGCUUUUGGAAAAUUUCUUGAAUGGAAAAAGCAGGUUGAGAACCAAACCGGCAGAAAGGUAAAGUAUCCGAGGACAGACAACGAUUUAGAAUUUAUGAAUAAAAAAUUUGAUAAUUUUUGCAAAUCUGAGGGAAUUACGAGGCAUUUCACUGUUAUGUAUACUCCACAACAGAAUGGUUUAGUUGAGAGCUUCAACAGAACAAUUAUGGAGCAUAUAAGAUGUCUCUUGACGAAUGCUUCAUUACCCUUGAAGUUUUGGAGGGAAACUGCCCAAACAGCCUCUUAUGCUCGUGUUAAGGAAGGGAAGCUGAACAAGAGGGCAUUGAAAUAUAUGUUUAUUGGCUAUCUUCAGGAGAUGCCAUUUUGUGUCAAAGAGCAGCAGAAACAACAAAUAGUUGAUCAGGUUGAGGCAGAGAGGACUUUGAUUGAUGAGGGAGCUUUCGGUGAAAAAAGCUCAAGUAGCUACCUACAGAACUAUCAGCUUACACGUGACAAGCCUCAGCGGGUGAGACAGGCUCCUACGAGGUAUGGUUAUGCUGAUUUAGUUGCUUAUGCUCUUACUUGUGCAGUUGACAGUAUUGAAGGAAAGCCUCUUACUUUUGAGGAGGCAAUUGUAUCUGAUUCGAAAGAACAAUGGAAGGAUGUUAUGGAAGCAGAGUUGUUCUCAUUGCAGAAGAAUCAGACAUGGUCACCAAGGCUUCCUAAUCAGAAACUCAUUCAAUGGGCGUCACCACAACUUUCCUUCAUGGUGAAUUGGAGGAAGUGA